Messenger RNA from Stegastes partitus (bicolor damselfish), 2278 nucleotides. Its product is annotated as mitochondrial uncoupling protein 2-like. Gene Ontology annotation, biological process: transmembrane transport. Lineage: Eukaryota; Metazoa; Chordata; Actinopteri; Pomacentridae. Bases 353 to 1300 code for a protein of 315 amino acids. The record is from RefSeq and is a predicted model, not a curated record. The transcript has 6 exons.
ACUUCUGUUCCCUUCAGUUUUACUAUCAGUGGUUUGAUAGUCUGGAGCGUUUUCUGUGCGUAAUGGCGCAUCAGGAGGACUUUUCUACCAACUUUUCUUUACCUGAAACCUGACUUGAGCUGCAGCAGAGUUUGUUCCCGGACAAGAAGUCAUGACAGGACACAUGAUUAACCGUAUAAUUAACCUGCUCACAUAUUUCAGUCGGAGGACAUCAUCGCUUCAUGCUGACAGAAGCUGCUUUGUCUUUCUGUGAUUUAUGGGCUGCUGCCUGCGCUCAGGGUUUUCUUCUCUUUAUUUAUUUAUUUUUUUCUAUCGGUGAGACUUUUUCGGUCCUCUGAGCCCAGGUCUGAUCAUGGUUUCAGGAGGAAGAACAGCUGAUUUGGCGCCAACAGCUGCUGUAAAGAUCUUCUCAGCUGGAACAGCUGGAUGUGUGGCCGAUCUGGUCACUUUCCCUCUGGACACCGCCAAAGUCCGCCUGCAGAUCCAGGGUGAAUCCAGGAGCUUGCCGGAGGGCCAGAGGGCCAAAUACAGAGGUGUGUUCGGCACCAUCUUCACCAUGGUGAAGACCGAGGGGCCCAGGAGUCUGUACAGCGGGCUGGUGGCGGGACUGCAGAGACAGAUGAGCUUCGCCUCGGUCCGAAUCGGCCUGUACGACAACAUGAAGCAGUUCUACACCCGCGGAUCAGAAAAUGCUGGAAUCGGCGCUCGACUGCUGGCGGGCUGCACCACCGGGGCGAUGGCCGUGGCCUUCGCUCAGCCCACCGACGUGGUCAAAGUCCGGUUCCAGGCUCAGGUCCGGCUGCCUGAGAGCGGCUCCGUGAAGAGAUACAGCAGCACCAUCGAUGCCUACAGGACCAUUGCCAGGGACGAGGGCGUUAAAGGGCUCUGGAAAGGUUGUCUGCCAAACAUCACCCGUAACGCCAUCGUGAACUGCUCCGAGCUGGUGACCUACGACGUCAUCAAAGAGCUCAUCCUGAAGUACAAACUGAUGACGGACAACAUGCCGUGUCACUUCACUGCAGCCUUCGCAGCAGGUUUCUGCACCACGAUUGUAGCGUCUCCGGUGGACGUGGUGAAAACGCGCUUCAUGAACUCGGUGCCCGGCCAGUACAGCGGUGCCAUUAACUGCACCUUGACCAUGCUGAUCAAAGAGGGGCCCACAGCUUUCUAUAAGGGCUUCAUGCCUUCGUUUCUUCGCCUGGGCUCCUGGAAUAUUGUGAUGUUUGUGAGCUACGAGCAGAUUAAGAGGGCUGUGAUGAGAUUUCAGCAGUCCUGGGAGUCUCCGAUCGGACCAGUCUAACUGCUGGUUUGACGCUGAAGCUGUGGCGGCUUCAAUCAGCAGUGUGGUUACGAAUGCUGUUAGUCCGGCCUUGUUCAUCCUCAGGGAUAAAACUGAAUGUGCAUGUCACUAAAGGGGACUUAUUAUGCUUUUAAUUAGUUCCUGUCAGGUGUAUAUAAUGCUAAAGUGCCGGAUGUUUAUUUUAAACAUAGUCAGAGUUUCAUAUAAUGAGGAAAACGUACGUAAGAGUGACUUCAGACAGCUCUGAACACAAGGUGUCCAGUGUUUUCAGUGAGGUAGUGGCAGUACAGCUAAUGAACGCUGGGUGCUUACCCUCGGCAGGCUUCCGGAAGUUGGCCAAUCAGGAGAAAAUGGGCUUUUAGGAUGGGGGCCUUAAAGCGACAGGAGCUAAAACUGCUCGGAGCUGCAUAAAAGGUCAUUAUAAGAUCAAUACAGUUGUUUUUUUUAACUGGGAAUCAUGCAAAGCUACACUUUUGGAGUCCCAGAAUAAACAUACAGAGCUGAAAAUAAGCACAAUAGGUCCCCUUUAAAGACGUCAUGCUCCAAAGAGAAACUGCAGGGAUAAUUCUUGAUGACAUUUUUCUUAUUUAAUUAUUAGAAUAAUGAAUGUUUUGUAAUGUUUUUCAUUGGCCUUCAUCACUGAAGACGUUCUGAUGCUGUCAUUGUUCACUAGAUACAACGACAAGUCAAAGUGUCUGCACUGUGUGUUAGAUGUAGAUAACCUAUGGUGUGGAUGGGAAUGCAGAGCUUACUUCCUACUUUGAAGUGAAUUUGUAUUUGCUAAGCAUGCUUAGGAAUACAAGGAACUGGACUCCGGGUCGUGUGGUUUGUGUUGAACAGAGUUACGUACAUACUUAUGUACACAUAGAAACAACAGGUCAAACUGUUAAAUGUAAGAAGGAACAUGUGAAGUGUGAAGGUGUGUAGGAGUGAAGGGAAGUAAAUAAAUAUUAAAAAUCUUAUGUAAGUAUGUUUUCA